This is a messenger RNA of Cotesia glomerata, 1740 nucleotides long. RefSeq lists its product as uncharacterized. NCBI's taxonomy places the organism in Eukaryota, Metazoa, Arthropoda, Insecta, Hymenoptera, Braconidae. The coding region runs from base 1 to 1740 and encodes 579 amino acids. The transcript has 4 exons. The record is from RefSeq and is a predicted model, not a curated record. Gene Ontology annotation, molecular function: catalytic activity; nucleic acid binding; zinc ion binding.
AUGCCCAUGCCGGAACCUAAGCGCAAAAAACCGCUCAAAUUGAUCAGACCCAACGCACUGAUCAUCCGCCCGGCCGAGAAAGCAAAGUACGCCGAGAUUCUGCGGCGCAUAAAGAAGGACGUCUCUGAUGAGCAGGUUCGCACAACGGUGGACAAGAUCAACAAGACCAGAAGCGGGGACUUGCUGAUUACGAUUUCGCGGAAGAGCGUGGACAAAGGCCAAGGCCUGCAACAGACCAUCGCAAACAUUCUUAAGGAGGAGGCCAAAGCUGCCCUGCAUACGGUAACCAAGGAGCUCUGCGAAAUACCACCAGAGACAAUCAAGAUCCGCAAAGCCUACAGAGGUACCCAAACCGCUGUCGUGACACUACCGGCUGCAGCAGCUCAGAAGAUAUUAGAAGAAAGCGGUAAAAUCCGAAUUGGCUGGGUCAACUGCCGAAUUAGAGCCACGAGGAAACCUACCCAAUGUUACAAAUGCUGGCAUUUCGGGCACCACGGAUCCCAGUGCAGAAGCAAGACAGAUCGAUCCAAGCUAUGCAUCAGAUGCGGCCAAGAAGGACACAAGAUUGCGGACUGUAAAAACCCACCGAAGUGUGUAUUAUGCGCGGAAAAUAAGAGCGCAGAGAACGCUGCCCAUCACGCUGGCACAUACAGGUGCCCGCUUAACCUCAAUCACUGUGAGGCCGCGCAUGACCUGCUCGUGCAGACCGUGCGUGAAUUAGAGCUUGAUUUAGUAAUAAUAGCAGAGCCAUACAGACACCUGAAUAACCAACCUUGGGAAACUGACAGCACCACCAAGGCUGUCAUCUGGUCCUGUGGCAAACUCCCCUUCCAGAGCAUAGUGAGCAAUGAUAGCAUCGGCUUUGUAGCAGCGUCUAUUAACGACAUCCGUUUUUAUAGUUGCUAUGCACCACCUAGCCUUUCCAUUGCCGACUUUACUGACUUCCUGGAUCGACUGACCGAAGACGCAAAGCAAUACUACCCAGUAGCUAUAGCAGGGGACUUCAAUUCCUGGGCGGUAGACUGGGGCAGCAAGCAGACUAAUGCGCGAGGUAAGGCACUACGUGAAGCAAUGGCCUCACUGGACGUUGUCCUUCUCAACAUCGGUGGGACACCAACAUAUACCAAGGGAGAGGCUAGUUCGAUAAUAGACCUCACAUUCGUCAGCAGCAGCUUAUUGAAAGGAAACUAUUCUUGGGAAGUCUUAAACACCUACACUGGCAGCGACCACAGUGCUAUACUUUGGGAAAUAUCGGCUGGCCGGAACCCUCAAAGAGCAACUAGACAAACUAAUGCAGCUGGAUGGAAAGUGAAAGACUUUGACUCGGAAGCUUUGGUAGUAGCCUUAGACAUUGACUCGACCAUCAUCACAGGAAAUGCUGUAGAGAAGACGAAGAACUUAAUGACAAGAAUUGCCCAGGCGUGCGACACCUGCAUGCCCCGUAAGCGUGGCAUCAAUAAAAGACCAUCGGUGCACUGGUGGAAUGAUCAGAUUAACGCUCUUCGCACAGCUUGUCACAAAAAGAGAAGAUUAUCACAGCGUGGCCACCGACGACCUAACUCUGCGGAGCUGGUCGCAGAAUACAAAAAGGCCCAUCGAGAACUGAACAACGCCAUCAAAGAUAGCAAAAGACGCUGUUGGAAGGAACUCGUCGAUGAAGUAGAAAAGGACCCAUGGGGCAGACCACCCGUUGGAUCUGCGCAAACUCCGUAUCGGCACUCUUCAUUUUGUUUGCAUUAG